CGCUUCCCCGUAAUUCUAAGAAUCCAGAUCCUUGAGUUUUGUUUUAAUAAAACCAUGGCUGCUCUUAAAGCUUUUAUAUGUCUCCGACGUGCCGAACAUCGACCAAGUCACGGAAAAGGCUUCCCUUUCUCUCUACUCCGCCCGGUUUUCCAAAGAGGUGGAUUUGAACAGAGCAGCGUCGUGUAGGAUACCAAACUUCUUGCUUAUAGGGCACAGAGGGCAUGGCAUGAACAUUUUACAGAGCUCUGAUUCAAGAAUGAAAGCCAUUAAAGAGAACUCCCUUCUCUCCUUCAACUCUGCUGCUAAAUUUCCCCUCGAUUUCAUUGAAUUCGAUGUUCAGGUAACAAAGGAUGACUGCCCUGUCAUUUUCCAUGACGACGUUAUCCUCUCUGAAGAGAAUGGUACUAUUUUCGAGAAAAGAGUCACAGAAUUAUGUUUAGCAGAAUUCCUUUGCUAUGGACCCCAGAAAGAAGCAGGGAAAGAAGGGAAAUGUUUAUAUAGGAAAACAAAGGAUGGCAAAUUUGAGAAGUGGAAUGUUGAAACAGACGAUUCACUGUGUACAUUGCAAGAAGCUUUCCAGAAAGUGGAGCCUUCUUUAGGUUUCAAUAUAGAGUUGAAAUUUGAUGACUACAAGGUUUAUCAAUCAGACCAUCUCACCCAUAUUCUCCAAGUUAUCUUACAGGUGGUGUUUGAGUUUGCCAGAUAUAGGCCAAUAAUCUUCUCUACUUUUCAGCCUGAUGCAGCUCAACUUGUUAGGAAGUUGCAGAACAACUAUCCUGUUUUCUUCUUAACGGAAGGCGGGACCGAAACUUACUACGAUGUUAGGAGGAACUCCCUGGAGGAGGCCAUGAAGGUGUGCUUGGAAGGUGGUUUACAAGGGAUUGUUUCAGAGAUCAAAGGAGUGUUUAAAGAUCCAGGUGCAGUGCCUAAGAUCAAAGACUCUAACCUUUCUCUCCUCACCUAUGGGAAACUGAACAAUGUGCCCGAGGCAGUUUACGUGCAAUAUUUGAUGGGAAUCGAUGGAGUGAUAGUCGACUUCGUUGAAGAGAUCUCGCGGACCGUGGACGACAUGAUUAAGCCGGACGAAGCGAGUGGUGGAAAAGAGAGUGAGUCGAAUUCGAAGCUUCAGUUCUCUCAGAAAGAGCUCUCCUUUCUCUUAAAGCUCAUCCCAGAGUUGAUACAGCAGCACUAAGUCAUGCCCUUACAACAUUAUUUUGCCCAUUUCUUCAACCCAGAACUUUUAAUAAAAAA
Hibiscus syriacus is the source of this 1251-nucleotide messenger RNA. Its product is annotated as glycerophosphodiester phosphodiesterase GDPD2-like. The coding region runs from base 227 to 1192 and encodes 321 amino acids. The record is from RefSeq and is a predicted model, not a curated record. Gene Ontology annotation, molecular function: phosphoric diester hydrolase activity. Lineage: Eukaryota; Viridiplantae; Streptophyta; Magnoliopsida; Malvales; Malvaceae. Gene Ontology annotation, biological process: glycerophospholipid catabolic process. The transcript has 8 exons.